This is a messenger RNA of Nothobranchius furzeri (turquoise killifish), 8825 nucleotides long. RefSeq names its product activating transcription factor 7 interacting protein (gene atf7ip). The record is from RefSeq and is a predicted model, not a curated record. Gene Ontology annotation, cellular component: transcription regulator complex; nucleus. Gene Ontology annotation, molecular function: transcription coregulator activity; protein binding. Lineage: Eukaryota; Metazoa; Chordata; Actinopteri; Cyprinodontiformes; Nothobranchiidae. Gene Ontology annotation, biological process: regulation of DNA-templated transcription.
GCAAUCAGUCAAAUGAAAAAUGCACUUGGGGAAAGCAUCAAGGAAGCUAGGUUUUUAGAUACCAUCUCAUAUGCAAGGUUGUGUGCUAAUGUUUUUGCCAUUUAAAAUUAAUACAGAAGCUUAUUUUAGCAGAUGUUUUAGAGAAGAAAGUGGAAAAGAACAUAUAAUGCUGAGUUUAUCUUUACAUAUAAAAACAUUUCCACAGAAAUGUUUUCAUCCAUUAAAAUAUUCAAAUUCUUGUUGGAGAGAUUUAAUUAAACUUUGAUCAAACGGCAGGAGAGGGCUGAGCUACCAUUUUGGGGCCAGAGAUGGAUAAUCUCAGUUUAGGAAAAAUAUAAGUAACUGAGAGUGUUGCCUUCUGAAGUCUAGUUAUAUUUUGAACAUGUAGCCACAGAGUUUGGGUCUUGUAGACAGCUUUGAAGUUGUCAUUCCGUUCUAUAGUAUGCUCACUGUUUGAUGAGAAUACCCUUCUGCUGCAAUGGUGUAGUCCAUGCUCGGCAGUAAAAUUCCAGGCUGUCGGUGUGGGGGAUGGGCGCUGUGCUGACGUUCUGUGUCUGGCUCAGGACUAGAGAUCGAAGUGUGUAGUGCUAGCUUUAGUCAGACUCAACAGUCUGACCUAAACCGACAACACAUUAGUGAUCCUACAAGGUAGUUACACUUGUAUCAGAGCUAAAGGAGAUACUGCAAGUUAAUUUAUCUGAGCCUCAAUAAACCAAUUGUUUUACUGUUGUGUGUUAUGUAAGCCAUGGCUAACCUUGCCUGUCUAUGUGCUUUUAGUCAAUCUCAUUUUCUCAUUUUGUUCUAGCAAUGGCACAAGCCUCUUUCAGUUGCGCAUAGCUAGAAAAUAAUCACCAUAGUCUUGAUUUAGAUGGAAAAUCCUGGCUCUGCCCACCCCCUCCCGCUCCUGUUUCCCUCUACCCUGCUCUUGCUGAGCUCUGCUUUGGUGCUACAAAAGCAAAUCACGCGUACAACGCUUGAGCAGUGGUGUGUGCUAAGAAGAUAUGCUGUUAGAUGGUUCAGUUAUUUCUUGGUACUGAUCACUCUUUCAUUUGUUUACUUGUAUACCAUAUAGAUAUCUCAAGUAAAAAUGUGACCUGAUAUGUUGUCUUCAGACCAAAUAAGAUUCACACUUGCUUUGUAAAGUUGCAUUGAAGCUUAAAUGUCAAAUGUAAACAAAAUUAUAGAUUUUGCUAAUAGUUGAAGGUUUAAUAAAAUAACGCUGAUGAAACUACAAAAUUAAUAAAAAAUAUAUAAUCAUGUCACAGGAAGGAUUUAAAGCAGCUGUUGCUACUGCUGCUUAGUAUAAUUCGCAUGCAACAAGACUGAUCGUUUAGGGAGAUUAAUAUUAAGUAACGUGAGAUAUUAGGUUGGGCUUAAUAAGAUAGUGAUCAAUUUUUAGCAUUUAAUGACUGAUUUGUAGCAAAGUUCUGCAACUGAGAUCUCGCUCACACGUAGACAUUGAGAGCACAUUGUGUGAUUACAAAGUCCUGUCUCUUUCUGGUUGGACUCUAGAAAAUGAUGCACAUGUAUACAAUGUAAAAGCUUGUGGCUUUCUCUUUUUUGUUGAGCUGUUUUGAGUCAGUAGUAUUGUGGACAUCCUAUAGGACCGUUUUCUAAACCUUGUCAUUUAAGUUUAACUAAUCCUGUUCAAUGAUGAGACUGAACACUCUUGUUAGCUAACGCCCACAGUCUCACUCGUUUCUACAGCCCUAGAUUAUUCAGAUCUACCACUCAACCUGACGCGCGUCCAUAGCCCCAAGAUAAAUGCAUGAAAGGACUGAGCUGUUUGAGAGGGAAAGUGUUAACAAAAAUUGAACUAGACUAGGUUGACAUCACACUUUAUUUCUUCACCUAGCUCAGUAGAUAGCCCCUCCCUCAUAAAUGUCACCAUUGCAACUGGAGUUACUGCUUCUUUUUUAUAUAAAUCAGCUGCUAAGGUCAAGGUCAGUGAAGACUAAAUGAUGUUUUCCAUGAUGUUUCACAAAAUAACCAGGGUGACUAGGGAAACUAACUUUUUAAUGGGUAAAAUCCAGUUUUAAUUUAAAAGCAAAGAACUUUUACGUGCGUCGGCAGAUUUUAAUUAACCACGUUACAUCAUGGAAGCAUAUUUCCUACAUUCUUAAGGUGGUAUUGUACUUGACUAAAUUAAUUUACAAUAUAGCUCCAACCCAGCUCAACAUAAACAUCUGGAUGAAAAUGAUUCACGCGGGCAGAUUUUAUUGAUUGACUCUUAACCAAGAAGGAGCCCAGCUUUGCUGCACACAGCAGACCUUGUGGCCAUUUUGAGUUUCAGUGAAUCCAGAUGCAGGCAGGCAGCGAGGGGGGAGGGAAAGACUGCGCGCUAUGCGCAGUAUAGUUGAAUGCAGUGCCUGCCCUAACUUUUUUUCUCACUCAGCUUUUAGCUUUAAAAGAAAAUGUAAGUAAUUUUGUACUUUUAUUUUGUAGGAUUAUUUAUCAGCUGUUAAAAACAACAUCCACCGUGUCACAGCUCCAAGGGAUUGGAUUUCCUUUGUUUAACAUCCAUGUUUAAGUAUUUAAAGCCAGAACGACAAAAAGCGCCAUUUCCUCUCUAGUCUUGGGUGACAAGAGAUUCAGUGUUAAACUGGGUUAAAAAUGAAAAUCCUAUGAAAGUGAUGUUUGUAGUUGGAUCUCAGUGUGUGUUGCUGAACAGAGACUGCUCAUGUGGACUGACUCUUGCAACAACAAUCUAAACCAGGAUUUAGUUCACCGCUGUAACGUGCAGAGAUGGCAGUCUUUUUUUGUGGGCGGAGCUUGCCACAUGAUCUCCUCUUGCUCCUCUGUGCUGUAACACACCAGUGGCCAUUUUGUGCUUCUGCAGUGGAAGAAAUGAGAUGUGGGGGUUGGGCAGUGAGUUCACAGCUAGUUUGGAGUUACUUUCUAAAAAUGUGAUUUAAUCAGGGUAUAUAGAAUACUGAUUUAACUAAACUAGUAAAAAAAAUAACAUGAUCAUAACUAAUUCAUCAGAAAGAGUGAGUCUGAUCUGAGUUAUCAGUGGGGACUCUGUUAAUGGUGUUAAAAUCACUAGGUUCAAAUACCAAAACAGGAAUUUGUAAUACACCAGUAACCAUUUAACUGAUGGUUCUGUGUUACUCUUUGUGUUAAGGAGCCACCCCUCUCCUGCAAUGGUUCAGUCUGAUUACCAUCAGCCCUCCCUGCUUUGGGGGAGGCAGGGCAGAGAAGCUGCUGACAAGCUGUGCCUUUUUUUUUGUUUACUGCGUUCAGCUAGCACGAGGCUGUGAGGCUAAAGUCGCCAUUUUCUCCUCUUGUAAAAUAUAGAGGAGACUAGGAGGGGUGGGGGAGGAGACUUCCCACUGGUGCCUGAAAAUAAUUUAUAAAUAAAAUUACUUAUGAUAUCUCAGGGAGUUUUUUCUGACCUAUUUCAGAUUGUUUAAGGAGAGAGUGUUAAGGGUUAAAAGUAUUUAUUUUUAAUUUUUAUUUUUUUACAUGUGUAACCUGAGCAGAUGAGUUCAAUCAAAUUCCUUGCUUUUGUAGUUAGAUGUGAGACUGUAGUUUGUAUUUUUUUUAUACAAUCGUUGAUCUUUUGUCAUUUUUUACACCCCUCCCCCACCUCCUCCCCCUCAAGAGAGUGGUUCAGCCCAUGUUUGAACAGGAGAGGCUGUUCCAGAGGCAGGGUGUGCGAGUGUGUGUGAGAGUGAGGCACAGACAGAGAGAGAGGAAGGAGAAAAGGGAGGGUGGGGGCUGCUGCUUUUAGGUUUUGUUUUGUGGUUGUGAAAUUUAGCGCUGCCUUUGCGCUGUUAGCUAAGCUCUGACUCAUGUAUGUAGCAUUGUUUUGCUCUGGUCAGAGUAGCGUGCUUUUCUGUGUUGUAGCAGUUACUUAGCAAAUAUUUCAAUAUAUGGGCCAGUUAUAACCAAACUUCUCUUCUUUACCUUCAGUGUUAGACCCUUGUUUGUUUUCAAGGGCUCAAAUAACAAAUAACAAUAAUGGAUCGUGACAACAUUUUGCUACCUGCUAAAACUUGUUCCACAAGAGCCAAGAGAACAAGUCAUUUUUGCGGAAAGCAUUUAGUUUGGUUAGGUCCGAAUUGACUUUGCUUUUAAAGGAGAAAGUAAAAUUGAAACAUAUUUACAUUUUUAGUGUCUUGUUGUAAAGGAGCUAGAGAUUUAGCUAAAUAUUUAUGUGAAGACAGUUAAGUAGUGGGGUGAGGAUGACAUUUUUACAAUCAAAAAUGUAAGAGUCCUUCUACCAUUAUUCUCAAUACCUCCAGAAGGCACCGUGUUAGCACUAAAAAUGAAUUUUGUUAGCUUCAUCUUCAUCGGCAUCUCUCUGAGUGAAGUUGUAAUGUGCUGUUAUAAUCUAAUUCUGUAGAGUAUUUGGCCUAUUCUUUUUCAUUUUCCUUUUGUUUUAAUUCUACUGUUUCCUAAUGGCUUAUUCACAUAACAUUAGCUGUAAUCUUUAAGAGACCUUUGAGAUCAAAUUACAAUCUGACUGAAGUCCUUUUUCACCCCCACACUGUCCAAAGUAACAUAGUUAGGCUAACAUGACUGAAACCUAGCCACAGAGGGUUCCUCUACAGGCAAACAUGGAAAAAUGCAGUUCAGUGAGGUUCUGACAAAGAAAUGAUUCACCUCCACUCCUCUCUCCAGUUACUUGGACAUGUCCAGAUCAUUAUAUUCUGUGGAAAGGGAAUCCGUCAUUUAAACAGAACUUCAGCUAAAUUAAAGGUCUUCUCAGCAACAACAGUCUGGUGUUUUUCCUUUUUCAUUUCUGUUGUGAAAUAUGCUUCUGUGCCCCUUUAAGACAAAUAGAGGUCAGGCACCCCCCUGCGCAGUUGUCAAAGUGGUACAGUCCAUGCUGGCUGUAGAUUACCAUACUGUGGACUAGAUUGUGCUAGAGUUGGGGGAUGGGUGUUGCUAUGCAACAGCCUUUGCAGUGUACUUCCUCUCUGUAUGUGCGCUGCUAGCUAAGGUUGUUGGUGAAAAUCGCCACCCUUUUAAGAACAGAACUGACACAAGGUUGUACCUGCAUUUGUGGUGUAUGACAAAAAUGACUUGCUUGUCCCCAGAAUGACUAAAGUACAAAUUAAAUCUCUCACUGGAUCCUGUUGGGCUACAUGGCAUAGAAAGCACCAAAGUGGAUUAUUUUUAUAGGGAGAUUAGCUAAUACCCAACAGAAAGUCUAAACAUAUGCAGCUUUUCAUAGCACUCACCCCUGCAAGCAGAAACAUGAACUAGCCCUUACUGAGCCCCUCCUCUUUUCUUUUAUGUUCUGGUGCCGCCAUUUCAGCUGUUCCCUGUUCUCACCAACAGCUUAUGUAUGGAAGGCCAAAUCUCACACAUCUGCAGAAGGUUGCCGACGUCCUUUGUUAAAUCUAUGACCAAAGAGCUUCGGGCUUGAAGGGAGCAAUGGAAGUUGUGGUACCAGAGGAGAAAAAGAAGAUUUUCCGUGCAAGGAAAACCAUGAAGAUGAGUGACCGCCUGCAACUGGAAAGCCUUCACAGCACUUUACUGACCACACCUGGCUCGUCCAACCCAUCUCCACCACCACUAAUGAAUGGCACUCAUAAGGAGGAUGGACAAAAAACAAGUGAUAAAGAGCAAAACAACAUUUCUGACUCGAACUCCCCCGCAGCAACAUCACCUGCCUCUCCAACAUCGCUAAGCUCCCCAACUCCGUUCCUGUCCCUGAAUUUAUCACCUUCCCCUGCCUCGUCAGAAAGUCCCAAACCACAGGACGAAGCCUCUUGUCCAAAUUCACCCCUCAGUCCUGACUUUCCUGAUGCAAAAAAGACAGAGGACAAGGAAAAGAAAAGUUCUUCAUCAUCCUACCCAGAUGAUUCUGUUACACCCGUUCCAAGUGAAUGUAAGGACCAACAGAAAAAUGGGAUCUCCACAGGGGAAAAGGAGGAGAAGAAACAGACCAAUACGGAGGAUCCAGCUGGGGAUUCAGGAACGGACUCUUCAAAAGAAGCUGUUUCCACUUCCCCUGCUCCACCUUCAACAUCCAAGUGCAUCAAGCCAAUGGAGACCGAAACUAACACUACAAACGCCGAUGACUCUGAGGCCUCCACUUCCACAAGGAAAGACGAAAAUUCUUCGUGCUCCAGUGUUACAACUUCCACUUCUACACUUCCUCCAGGUUCUGGGAAAGAUAUAAAUGAAACAAUAGAAAUUAAAGAAGACGAUGUUGAAGAAGAAGAAGAUGAAAAACCCAACAAGAAUACGGAAUCCAAGUCUGAGGAGAAGAUGGAGGUGGACAAAAUACAAUCUGAGUUCAGGAAGGAAACUAAGGAAGAUGAAAAAUGUACAAAACCAGCUCGACCAUCCUCCACUCCACCUUCUAACCCAGAUAAAGAGGGAAAGAGCUCAACCUCGGGACUAAAGCGCACUCUGUCAGAGGGAGAUGAAAAAGACGAUGUGACCGUGAAAAUGGAGGGGAAGAGGCCCAAGAUGGAACACGAGGAACUGGAGGCCCAUCUGAAACUUAAAAUCACUGCAAAAGCUGGCAGUCAGCAUAAGCUCGAAAAGAUUGUUCAACAACUGGUGAACGAACAGCUGCAGAUCUUGGAGUUGGCGAUUUUUGACAAACAUUUCAAAGAGCUGAAGGACAGGGUGGAUAAAGUCGAAUGUGCUACUAAACAUCAGACCGCCAUCAACACACUCCAGUCCAAGAUCUCCCGACUAGUGAAAAAGUUUGGAGAAGCUAAUCAAGCUUCUGAAAACAAAAAGAAACAGGAGGCUCUGGCUGCUGCCACUACCGCCGCCGCUGCUGCCGCCGCCGCCGCCGCUGCUGCUGUCAAGCCUCCGACUGCUACUAACACCCCCCAAGCUCAGCGGCAAGUCCGGACUUCCAUUGAGGUUAAGCAGAUUCCAGCAACUGUUCCUUCUUCCAGCGCAGCUGUUGUUUCAGUCCCAGUUUCAGUGCCAGUAUCUAUUCCAGCCUCUGUUGCAGCUGCAGCUCCUGCUGCAGUUUCACUUCCUACUCCCACCUCCACUACCAUGGUUCCACAGGGGUCCAUCCUCCAGCUCAUCACCUCCAAUGCUAAUGCUGCCUCCACACUGGCCACCGGGAUCACCACACAGAGUCAGCCAGGCACCCUGGUGUUGAAAACUACUCCUGGUAGCGGCAUGGUGACUGCAGGCCAGCCGCUCGUCAUCCAGCUGCCCCUGUCGGUCAACGGUCAGACGGGCACGCUGGUCAACUUCCCCGUCUCCUCUUUGUCUGCAGCCAGUUCACUGAACAAGUCCAAAACCACUCCAUCCACCACCACCUUUAUCCUCAAAUCUCCUCCUUCAACCAACGCAGUAUCAGCUUCCACCUCGACUCUUGGCACACUUCCUACCCUUCAGGCUUCCACCGGUCAGCUGUCUACCACUCAGUUCUCUGUGGCUCGAACGGUGUACCAAGGUGGUGCCAGCAGAAUAACUACACCAAAUGCCGGGGUAUCUGUGACCACAGUGAGGGCACCCGCUCAGUCUGUCUCUGUUGCUGGCGCUUUGUCUUCAGCCGCUUCACCUGCAACUUCUGGGCCAGCAGCAACAGGCUCCACAGCUCCAGGAACGCCACAAGGAACAUCUCUAACAUCCAAGACAGACAAUCAAGUUGCUGUGACCAUUCCACCCAAACCUGCUGUUGUACCACCCCCCCCACCACCACCACCACCACCAGCAGCAGCAGCACCUUCAGCAGCAACGCCAGUAGCAGCAACACCAGUAGCAGCAACAGCUGCACGACCCAAAGGCUCCGUCAUCGAUCUCACGGAGGAUGAUGAUGAUGUACAAGUUACUGGAGUGAAGAAUGCCACAGUCACUACACCCUCAUCCGCCCCCCGCCCUAAUCCAGUCAUCAGGAUUCCUGACAGUACAGGAGCGAGAUCAUCUCCAAAAACCAAUCUGAGCUCCACCAGCAGCCCUCAGGUGACAGUGCACCACCGCCCCCCUCUGGACUCUUCACUGAAACCCCGCACCGUAACCACGACAACAGCACCCCGGGGCUCCAGUGCCCCACUCCCCCCUCUUCCCUCUGCACCUGCACCUCUGCGUUUACCCCCGGAGGCUGAGCAGACCUCACCCCCUCAGCAGCUUCAGCUGAAGCUGGUGCCAGGUCAAACGGGCAUAGUGCUGUCCUGGAGCGUGUCAGAAACCGAUCGGUCCUGCGCCGCCGUGGACAGCUACCACCUCUAUGCCUUCCAUCAAGACAACUCUAACAGCGGUUCAGCUCAGCAGCACUGGAAGAAGAUCGGGGAGGUGAACGCCCUUCCGUUACCCAUGGCUUGUACGCUGACCCAGUUCCAGUCUGGCUCCACUUACUACUUUGCUGUUCGAGCCAAAGACAUUUAUGGGCGCUUUGGUGCCUUCUGUGAACCUCAGUGCACAAAUGUUAUCAGUUCUGGCUCAAGCUAAGGAACAAGGACUCCCUAAUGCUUCUGAAAGUUUCACUCUUCACGUUUCGUUUUGUUUUGUUUUUGAAGCUCAGCUACGGUUAGCAGAACAGAAACAACAUCUAUAAGUAUCUCUACACAAAACUGGACUCCUGGUUGAAUUUAUGACUUAAAGCAGCAAACUUGGUUUUGUCUGACUCCUUGUAUGUGAUGUGUUUUUGUGACCUGUCCUGUGUAUAUAUCCCUCAAUUAUUUUGUCCCAUGUUGGAUAUUUAAGUUGUUCACUCCUGCUGUUCAGACCAAGGUGGUUUUGUCUUUUCUGGAGAAAAAGUGACAGGAUUCCACAUGUAAACAUAAAUACGCAGACAUGUAUGCUUGUGUGGUAGAAACAGAAUAUCUUUUUUUUAAGUUACGUCUGAAAACCCAGACUUUGACAAACAAAAUAAAAAGUUUUAUUAAAGCUCA